This is a messenger RNA of Episyrphus balteatus (marmalade hoverfly), 1567 nucleotides long. RefSeq lists its product as uncharacterized. The coding region runs from base 221 to 1513 and encodes 430 amino acids. NCBI's taxonomy places the organism in Eukaryota, Metazoa, Arthropoda, Insecta, Diptera, Syrphidae. The record is from RefSeq and is a predicted model, not a curated record. The transcript has 8 exons.
GUCUCAGUUGGAAUUUUUUCAAGUUGUUAAUUUUUUGGAUGUUCUUUUGAAAAAGUACCUUCUGAAGAACCCAUCACGAAAAGAAGCAAACGAAGAAUUACAAACCAUAUUUGUGUGCCUUUUGAAAUUUGUCGAAUUGGUCAAUUCUGAGAAAUGUUUUGCGAUACCAGUAAAAAAAUUGACCAUAGAAAUCUAUCUUCAUUUAUUAACUCUCAUAAAAAUGCAUAAAUGCAUUUUUAAAAAUUUUCAUCUAAUAAUAAAAGUUUCCAAUUUAGCGGAUGUAUAUUUAGAUUUUUUUUACGAAAAAUAUCACAAGGAAAGAGAUGAGUUGUGGCUUUUUAAAUUAAUAGAAAUUCUCUUUCGAUUGUUGGAAUCUUGCAAUAAUUUGGAUGCAUUACAAAUAAAAUGUUUUGAAAACAUCUUCUAUAAGCGGAUGAGUUUUGUUUUGGAGCAAAUUAUGAUACAAAAUUCUCCCGAUUUUCAUAUGGAACUCUUCAAAUUUUGCAUUUCAAUGCUCAAUAUCAUACUUUGGACUCCAACUUUCAGCAAAAACUUUUGCAUUAAAAUCAUUAAAAAAAUUAUUAAAAUUAAAGCUGAUUCGAUGAUUUUUGUUUUGUCAAAAUCUUCAAGAAAAAUUCGUCAAUACACCCAAUACUCUAUGAAAAUAUUCCUAAGUUCAUUUAUUAUUCAUUCUGAUAGUUCUCCUCCAAUUAGCAAUCAUUUAAUACUUGAUACAUUUCUGCAAGCUCAUUUUUCAAAAACAUUUAUCGACCUGAAAUCGAAGGAAAUUGUUAAAAAUAAUAAACUACUUAUACUUCUAUAUGGAUGUUCCUUUUUUAAGCAUCAACUUCGUAGUCCUCUUAAUGCUAACAAAGUUUUAGCUAAUAUUGCAAUCAUUUUGGAAGAUCCCGAAUGUAAUCUUGAUAAUCAUGAGAUUUGGAAUAUUUUAAGAAUUUAUUCUUACUAUUCCAACUAUGCAGUUCUUAGUUCACUUGAACACAUAGGAGUUCAGAAUAUUUCUGAACAUUUACUGAAAAAAUCAACUGAACUUUUUCUUGGAAAACAAAGAAUGCAAUAUCAAAUCGAUAAGUACAUUUUAUCAUUCGCUAAAGACUUAUCAACAAAUAUGAAAAUAAUUAAUACCAUGGUUUUAGCAUACAUGAGUCAAGACCCUUCGCCAAAAGAUUCAAAUAUUGGUUUCAUUUUUCCAGCGAACGAGGUUCUACCAUUUAUUUUGUCGAAUGAUUCCAAACAAGUUGCGAAUGCUGUAACAAUUUUACAACAGAAAUAUCUAAAUGAAGACGAUUUGGAUUUUAUUAUCAAGCACUGCUUUUCUAGUUUGAAAUCUGACGAAAUCAAUAUUGAAGAGGCAAAAAAAGUGACCCAAAAAUACUCCACAUCAUGUUAUUAUUUUAUGAUGACUACUUGUGUAAGUUUGGCGUCAAAUAUUGACCCGCAUUUUGAGCAGUUUGAUGUAUCUAUGAAACCAGCUACUUCAAAAACCCUAUUUUAAAAAUAAAGGUUCCUGUUUAAACUUUAAUUUAAAUUCUAAGAUUUUUAAUUAACA